Entelurus aequoreus (snake pipefish) is the source of this 5698-nucleotide messenger RNA. RefSeq names its product neurotrophic tyrosine kinase, receptor, type 1 (gene ntrk1). Gene Ontology annotation, molecular function: ATP binding; neurotrophin receptor activity; neurotrophin binding. The coding region runs from base 902 to 3502 and encodes 866 amino acids. The transcript has 21 exons. Gene Ontology annotation, cellular component: axon; plasma membrane; signaling receptor complex. The record is from RefSeq and is a predicted model, not a curated record. Gene Ontology annotation, biological process: cellular response to nerve growth factor stimulus; positive regulation of kinase activity; cell surface receptor protein tyrosine kinase signaling pathway. Lineage: Eukaryota; Metazoa; Chordata; Actinopteri; Syngnathiformes; Syngnathidae.
AACAGCAAGAGGCCAGCAGGUGGCAGCACGACACAGGAGCACUGAGAUAAACAAAGAAGAAGAAAAGUGUUUGGAAAGUCUCGCCAUUAGACAAUUAAGACACCUGACAUGCUCCUCCAUGAACCAGCCGCGCUUACGUGUAGGAAGCCGCGCCAAGAUCCUGCCUGUGGUGCAGCAGGUCUUAGGUCCAGGAUAUCAUCAAGACUUUCAUGGCCAACAUGGAGCAGCAGCUCAAACCUCUGAGCGACAACUUCCUCGCUCAGGUCGAAGCCCUCACUGACCUGAUAGAGACCUUCUCCAAGCAGACGGCAUGGGAGAACCUGAUAGCGCCGGAUAAUGUUUCGCAGCCAGCUAUUGAGCCGCUCCAUGGUCAAUACCGCCGCAAUCUGCCACGGCCUGUCUGCUCCUCCAUCUGCCGUCAUCUUGUCAAGCAUCUGUCACGUGACCCGUCGGCUCGCCAUCACGGCCACAGGUGGCGCACUCGAGGCCCGGGGGCCACAUCCUUUCUGUGGCCCGCCAAAGCCGAGAAAUAAUAAAAGUCCGGUCUCAGCGCAAUGAAUGCUUGCUGCGGGACAUGUCCGCCAAAGCUUCCUGUCUACCUGCCUCGCAGCUCCCUUCAGGUAAGAAAGCUCCCAACAUUUAGCCUGUGAGCGCCUGGACAGGAAAGAUUUUUUAAAAAGUAUAUACUGUAUAUAUUUUUUUUACUUGGGACGUCCCGGAUUGGGGACCCUUGCCAUGAACGGUCAAUAGAUCCACGCUCCUUUACGGAACUUUGUUUGGACAAGCACACCCAUCUCCUCCGCCUCUUCAGCCGCAUCAACACUUUCUUGACCCCAACAAUCCCUCCCUCCGCCCCGCCCACUGUCUUCGGUGACUCCUGCCCCUCCCUUCCCUGCCUGGGAUGGAGAAGGAAAGAGAGAGAGGCAGCCGGCCCACCAUCACCACCAUGUCCCCAGAGGCCCCUUGCCUUGCCUGCCCGCCCCUUGCCGCUGCUCAGUACAGUUGUGCCUCAGUCCCGGACCGUGACCACCAGCCGGGAACGCCACUCAAUGUGAAUCCUCUGUGUCAACCACAGAAACACCCAGAAAAAGAACACCCUCCCAGGAACAUGGCAGCGGCACCCUUGGCCCUGGCGCUCGCCCUAUUGACCCUGGGCCCGGGGCUUACAUCGGCGGGGUGUCCGGCGGCGUGCCGGUGCUCCUACGCCAUGGUGCAGUGCUUGCAGUCCGACGGCAUCGCCAGCAUCCCGGCUUUGGCGUCGCAGGAGAGCGAGAACGUGACGGACAUUUACAUCGAAAACCAAGCCGGCCUUGAAAAUAUCACAGACCUGGAUAUGUUUAACUACAAGGAGCUAAAGAACCUAACUGUGACGUCAUGCAAGCUGAGGCUCAUCGCCGCCAACGCCUUCCAGCACAACGUCAAGCUGCAGUACGUGAACCUGGCGUCAAACUCUCUGGAGCACAUCUCCUGGAGGGUGUUUCAUUUUCUACCUCUGCUCAACCUGGUCCUGGAGGACAACCCUUUGCUUUGCUCGUGUGACCUCCACUGGCUGCAACACUGGCAGCGGAACGGUCGGGCCGACCUGGACGACCAGAAGUUGACCUGCCUGUCCGCCGGACAGGAAGUUGCGCUCGAUGCUUCGUCGGUCACGGACAACUGCAGUCUGCCUGAGGUGAUCAUCCUCCCCUCCAACAACAAGGUCCAAGAAGGAGGCAACCUGACCUUUGAGUGUCGUGUGACAGGAAGUCCCACCCCUCAAGUGAGGUGGAGAACGGAUGCCCUCCAGUCACGCUUCAUUGUCGAGGAGAGAAUCUGGGACUCCACCCUGGAGGUGCUCCUCUACCUCACCAACGUCUCGUCCAAGGACCACCUGCACAACCUGACCUGCCAGGCCGAGAACCAAGCGGGUCCCGGUGAGGACAUGAUGCAGCUGGAUAUCGAGUUCGGGGCCAAAAUCCUCUACCUGGACAACGCCGUCAAAAAGCAUCACUGGUGUUUCGCCUUUGGCGCGGACGGCAAUCCGGAAGUGAACAUCAGCUGGCGGUACAAUGGCGAAGAGCUGAUAGAGACGGCAUACACGUACACGGACCUGCUGCGCGACUCCACUGAUGGCUCGAAGAAGCAUGGCUGCCUCUCCCUCAACAAGCCCACGCACAUGAACAACGGCAACUACACCCUGAAGGUGGAGAACCGGUUGGGGCGGGACCAGGCCACCGCCAGCGGGAUUUUCAUGUACAACCCCUUCGGAACGUCCAACCCGGAGGGAAUAAUUCCGUUCUACAAUAUGGAUCCAACUCCCACCAACAGAUCCAACAUGGACGUCACAGAGAACCUGGAGAGUCGAGUCUUUGUGGUGUCAGUGGCCGUGGGUCUCGCUCUGUUUGCCUGCACCUUCCUGCUCGCCACCGUCUUGGUUAUCAACAAAUGUGGCAAGAACUCCAAGUUCGGCAUACACCGCUCGUCUGUGCUAGGCACCGAGGACGACCUGGCCGUGUCGCUGCGCUUCAUGAACUUCGGGACCAGCCCGCCUUCCUCCGACGAAGACUCGGGCCUGUCCAGCUUUGUGGAGAACCCGCAGUACUUCUGCGGCAUCAUCAAGGACAAAGACAUGUGUGUCCAGCACAUCAAGCGGCAGGACAUCGCCUUGAAGUGGGAGCUGGGCGAAGGCGCCUUCGGCAAAGUCUACCUGGCCACGUGCGCCCACCUGAGCCCCGACAGCGACAAGAUGCUGGUCGCCAUCAAGACGCUGAAGGACGCCAACGAGUCCACCCGGCAGGACUUCCAGAGGGAGGCGGAGCUUCUGACCGUGCUGCAGCAUCAACACAUUGUUCGAUUCUACGGCGUGUGCACGGACGGCGAGCCGCUGGCCAUGGUGUUUGAGUACAUGAGACACGGCGACCUCAACCGCUUCCUACGCGCUCACGGCCCUGACGCCUGCAUCCUGGAGGAGUCCAAGAUGGCGCCCGUGGGCGAGCUGACGCUGCCCCAGAUGCUGCACAUCGCCGCCCAGAUCGCCUCGGGGAUGGUGUACCUGGCGUCUCUGCACUUUGUCCACCGGGACCUGGCAACGCGCAACUGUCUGGUGGGAGAAGGUCUGGUGGUCAAGAUCGGAGACUUUGGCAUGUCCAGAGACAUCUACAGCACCGACUACUAUCGCGUGGGCGGGCGCACGAUGCUGCCUAUUCGCUGGAUGCCACCAGAGAGCAUCAUGUACAGGAAGUUCACCACGGAGAGUGACAUCUGGAGCUUGGGUGUGGUCCUGUGGGAGAUCUUCACCUACGGCAAGCAGCCUUGGUACCAGCUGUCCAACAGCGAGGCCAUCGAGUGCAUCACGCAGGGCCGUGAGCUGGAGAGACCACGUACCUGUCCCAAGGAGGUGUACCUGCUGAUGCAGGGCUGCUGGCAGAGGGAGCCUCAGCAGAGGAUGGUCAUCAAGGACCUGCACAGUCGCCUGCUGACCCUGGUCAAGAACCCCCCCGUCUACUUGGACAUCCUGGGUUAGUGGGGGCGGGGUCAAUGUUUACCGCUAGCAAAGCGUUUAAGGAAGACGAAAGGCAAGGAAACUGACCGACGGUCCCGCAGGCUGCGAGUGGAACUCCGCCUCCCUCAGGACGAGAGACUCUCACCCGGCAGACGACUUUUUGAUAUGACGCCGAUUCCAAACGUCUACAGGACAAUUUUUCAACUUGCACGCAUUUUCUUUGCUGCUUUUCCCUCGAGAGUUCAUGUCUUCUUCCGCCGCGUUUCCUCCGAGGAGCUUCAAACAAUACACACCACUUCAGUUGCGAGACGCCAAACUCAAAACAUGACGUCAUAAAAAUUGCGCGUGUCGGAGCUCGUCCACGACGCGAGGAAAAUCAAGCCCGAGCUAGAUGAGACCGCCACUUUGGGGGUGGUUAGGCUUCGCUACACAUCUGAAUUUUUUUCCAAUGUGUAAACAAACUGAGGCACUUCAAUACAAUUCAAUAAUUUUGUUUCGAUAUUUUACAACAGGCUGAGCAAUUGACGUAAUAAAUCCAGUUAAAAACAAUCCUCAUACAAACAAAGUGACAAAACAAAUACAAAUCUAUGUACAUUAUGUAAAUAAAACAAUGGACUUGUUUGUCUAAAGCAACUUAAAUUCCUCCAGUAAAGAUAAUCAUUUAAGGGCUUUUCUAUUUUUAACCAUUUUCCCGGAUUGUAUUAAUAAAUUGGAAUCUCCGAGCCAAUGUGAGAAUUUGGGUUUUGCUUUCAGAAAUCCGACUUUUAUGUACGAAAAAAAUGUAGCUUGCAACAUAAUAUUUAUUAGCAUUUUUAGGUUGUCAUUAAAAUAUAAAAAUGUAAUCUAUCGUGAACGGAUAACAAACAGAUGUACAAUAUCACAUUCCAUGAAUAAAUAUUUAUAUCUUAAAAUCAAGUUGUCACAAGUUUGGUUUGAUGGCAGCCAUUUAUUUUUUUCACCAAUCCUGCUCGAAUUUGGACUUUUGUGGCACCGAUUCACGUAAAAAUCCAACUGCGCCAUGUUUCGCUACCUGGGGUUGCGUGUGACGCCAGGCCCAGUCGUAUAAUUGGCGAUCACUCCAGCAGCACUGAGAGCGGACUCAGCCAAACUGCUUCUGGGUAAUGUUGCAAUUUUCAACGCCAACAAAGAAAUUGACUUUUUUUUUUAAAAGGCUCCACCUUUUGAAAAAUGCGCUAGCUCGAUGCUAUUAUACAUUGUCUGUGCUAUCCACUUGCUACUGAUUAGCAUUAAGAACUACAACUAAGAUGCACGUUGCAAUCAAACAGCUGGUGCAUAAAAAGUCGAAUACUUGCAGUAUUAACACUUUGUAGGGCGCAACAGACGCACCAUACUGCCAUCUAACGUCUUGGACUUGCAACUGCAAUCGAGACUCAGAAAUGUGGUAAUAAAACAAGAAAUGAUCAGGUCAUUUUUAAAUGUUGCAAUAAAAAGGACAUUUUAUUUUCCAAAAACAAUUACUAUUUAUUAACACACACAAAAGUACCGGUAUUGAAUCUUGAUCUGCGAAUCGGUACCGUAUCUCAGCCUGAGUGUCUCUGUUCGAUUGUGGAGGCGUUUCCAGAUUGCAAAUGAAACCACGCCCCUCCCUCCCCAAAAACAUCAUAAUUUAACUCGUUGGUGGUCACUGCUAAAGUAUUUCCUUCCCGGUGAAAAAUAAACGUGGAAAUAAAAACUCUCUGAUGCGACAACGUAGCCAGACGGGAAAACCCAGCGUUCAAAAUCGAACUCCAUAAGUCCCGUUCAAAGUUGUCAGCUGUGUGAGAAAUUUCAAGCCCACCCAACUUGCGGGUUUAAUAAUAGCAUGAGGUCUAUUUGUCAGGAAAGUGUUAUUUAUAUAUAUUUUUUAAGAGUACAUCAAUGGGUGUCCUCCUUUUUUCACCACUAACCACCCACUGUCAUGGAAAAUGGAAAGACCUGUUACCCUCUGCAGUUGAGUAGAUCAACAACCAUGGACAUUACACAAUACUGUAAAUCUUUGGGCACCACAUGAUUUAAUUCUUGGGGGUUACAAUUCAAUUCGAAACGAAUCUCGAUUAAAAAUUAAUACUUUUUUCAUAACAUUGGGUGGCAGUUCUAUGAUUAACUACAUUCCUCCAUAAAAUAGAUCAACAGCUCUGAUAAAUGUCUAUAUUACUUAAAAGAAAAGUGAUUUUGUUGAAUAAAAUUCUACCCAAACAUUUAAUAAAGUCAAAAACA